Messenger RNA from Racocetra persica, 166 nucleotides. The record is from the annotation of a GenBank genome assembly. NCBI's taxonomy places the organism in Eukaryota, Fungi, Glomeromycota, Glomeromycetes, Diversisporales, Gigasporaceae.
UUGAGCAAUAAGCAAAAUGCUCUUCUUGAUAAAGAAUGUCGAGAAUUUCUUAAGCAGCAUAAAUUUGUUCUCGAUAAGGCCAAUAAUAUCAUCGAAGAAACUAACGAAGAAUAUUUACUCGAAUUACUUUAUGAAGUUAAAUUAGCAAAUAUCAAAUUUAAGAAUG